AUGUCUGACGGUAAAGACGAGCUUGUGCAACGCGCCAAGUUGGCCGAACAAGCCGAACGCUACGAUGACAUGGCCCAAUCAAUGAAGAAGGUCACGGAACUUGGCUCUGAACUUUCCAAUGAGGAACGAAACCUCUUGUCCGUCGCCUACAAGAACGUGGUUGGAGCUCGCCGAUCCUCAUGGAGAGUGAUCUCGUCUAUCGAACAGAAGACCGAAGGAUCCGAGAAGAAGCAACAAAUGGCCAAGGAGUACCGCGAGAAGGUCGAGCGCGAACUUCGCGACAUUUGCCACGACGUUUUGGACUUGUUGGACAAGUUCCUCAUCCCCAAGGCCGGCAACCCUGAGAGCAAGGUGUUCUACCUGAAGAUGAAGGGUGACUACUACCGCUAUUUGGCCGAAGUUGCUACUGGUGACGACAGAAACGGUAAGUAUUUGAGUUUUAUUUGGUUUGUUGUGUAGGUAGUACUAACGUGAUGCGGAGCUAACGAAUUUGGACUUUUGUGAGCUGGCUGUGUAGUAUAUUAGGUAUUAUGAGUUGAAGAAGGUAGUGAGUGAGUUAAAAUUGAUAAAUGGUUAUCUUUUUUGAUUGAAAUUUGAGUUAUUUUUGGCAACUAAAAGAGCUUUAUUGAGUUAUAUUGUAGUAUAAGCAUGGUAUUAAGGCUUUAUAUAUUUUUUUACCUAAAUUUGUGGUUUUGAGUUGAAUUUUGUUGUGUUUAGCACCAUUAGCACUAGCUUGCACUAUAUUGACUAAAAUCCUUUUGUGUGACGUUUUGUUUGUUUUAGCCGUUGUCGAGAAAUCGCAGCACUCGUACCAGGAGGCAUUCGAUAUUGCCAAGGACAAGAUGCAACCAACUCAUCCAAUCCGCUUGGGCUUGGCCCUCAACUUCUCUGUGUUCUAUUAUGAGAUUUUGAAUGCACCUGACAAGGCGUGCCAGCUUGCCAAGCAGGUAAUUCGUUUGACUAAUCGUUUUUGGGGUUUCAGCCGCCGCCCAAACCGGUGAAUCCGAUUAUUCGGCCGCGCUCGAGAUGGCCAAGAAGCAGUUGCAGCCGACGGACCCGAUCAGGCUCGGGCUGGCGUUGAACUUUUCCGUAUUUUACUACGAGAUAGCUUCAUCGCCGGACCGGGCCUGCCAACUGGCCAAACAGGUGUGAACGGAGAGCUGUGGAUGGCUACGGGUUGAUUGGGUGGCUUCUGAUGAAGCUGCGGGCUGGGAUCAGGGUUUUAAGGGGUUGUAAAUUGGGCCAAGCAAAGAUUUUAGUUAUUUUUGAGUAAAUUUUGAGAUAUUUUCGAACUUUUUCUUUGAAAAUUUUAAACUUUUUGAAUAUAUUCUUUGCUUGGCUACAAUAUAUUAAGAUUAGGAAUGUUUUGAAAUGAUGUUUUUAUCGUUUUGAGUUUAAAAUUUUGAAAAAAUUUAUUUGUAAAGUCAAUUUUUUUUAGUUUUUCUUUGAAAAACAGGCCUAAAAUACGAUUUUUGUAAAUUUUAAAACGUUGUUUUGUUUAAAAUUUAAAAUUUUUAAAAACAACUUUAAUAUUUGUUAUUAAUUUGUUUGAUUUUCAGGCCUUCGAUGACGCCAUCGCCGAGCUGGACACCUUGAACGAGGACUCGUACAAGGACUCGACUUUGAUCAUGCAACUCCUGAGAGACAACCUGACCUUGUGGACGAGUGACACUGCCGCCGAAGAGCAAGAAGGUGGAAACGAGACGGGCGAGACCGGUGGCAACUAA
This is a messenger RNA of Bursaphelenchus okinawaensis, 1727 nucleotides long. Lineage: Eukaryota; Metazoa; Nematoda; Chromadorea; Rhabditida; Aphelenchoididae. The record is from the annotation of a GenBank genome assembly.